ACAUUUAUUCCAUGGGACAAAACUAGGUCCAGAUUAUGACUGUGGCAGUGAGUAGGUCCAGAGACAUGUUGGACAAAACCCACUGAGUCGAUGAUGGCUCCGAAAGACUUUUGGAGUGGGUCUGUGGACUUCUCCAUGUGAAUAUUAAAAUCACCAAACAUUAGAAUAUGAUCUGCUAUGACUACAAGGUCUGAUAGGAAUUCAGGAAACUCAGAGAGGAACGCUGUAUAUGGCCCAGGAGGCCUGUAAACAGUAGCUAUAAAAAGUGAUUGAGUAGGCUGCAUAGAUUUCAUGACUAGAAGCUCAAAAGACGAAAACGCCAUUUUUUUUUUUGUAAAUUGAAAUUUGCUAUCGUAAAUGUUAGCAACACCUCCGCCUUUGCGGGAUGCACGGGGGAUAUGGUCACUAGUGUAACCAGGAGGUGAGGCCUCAUUUAACACAGUAAAUUCAUCAGGCUUAAGCCAUGUUUCAGUCAGGCCAAUCACAUCAAGAUUAUGAUCAGUGAUUAGUUCAUUGACUAUGACUGCCUUUGAAGUGAGGGAUCUAACAUUAAGUAACCCUAUUUUGAGAUGUGAGGUAUCACGAUCUCUUUCAAUAAUGGCAGGAAUGGAGGAGGUCUUUAUCCUAAUAAGAUUGCUAAGGCGAACACCGCCAUGUUUAGUUUUGCCCAACCUAGGUCGAGGCACAGACACAGUCUCAAUGGGUAUGGCUGAGCUGACUACACUGACUGUGCUAUUGGCAGACUCCACUAAGCUGGCAGGUUGGCUAACAGCCUGCUGCCUGGCCUGCACCCUAUUUCAUUGUGGGGCUAGAGGAGUUAGAGCCCUAUCUAUGUUGGUAGAUAAGAUGAGAGCACCCCUCCAGCUAGGAUGGAGUCCGUCACUCCUCAGCAGGUCAGGCUUGGUCCUGUUUGUGGGUGAGUCCCAGAAAGAGGGCCAAUUAUCUACAAAUUAUAUCUUUUGGGAGGGGCAGAAAACAGUUUUCAACCAGCGAUUGAGUGCUGAGACUCUGCUGUAGAGCUCGUCACUCCCCCUAACUGGGAGGGGGCCAGAGACAAUUACUCGAUGCCGACACAUCUUUCUAGCUGAUUUACACGCUGAAGCUAUGUUGCACUUGGUGACCUCUGACUGUUUCAUCCUAACAUCGUUGGUGCCGACGUGGAUAACAAUAUCUCUAUACUCUCUACACUCGCCAGAUUUAGCUUUAGCCAGCACCAUUUUUAGAUUAGCCUUAACGUCGGUAGCCCUGCCCCCUGGUAAACAGUGUAUGAUCGCUGGGUGAUUCGUUUUAAGUCUAAUACUGCGGGUAAUGGAGUCGCCAAUGACUAGGGUUUUCAAUUUGUCAGAGCUAAUGGUGGGAGCCUUCGGCGUCUCAGACCCCGUAACGGGAGGAGUAGAGACAAGAGAAGACUCAGACUCAGACUCCGACUCGCUACAUAAUGGGGAAAACCAGUUGAAAGUUUCUGUCGGCUGAAUGAGCGACACCGGUUGAGCAUUCCAACAGCAUUUCCCUCCAGAAGCCAUGAGAAAGUUGUCCGGCUGUGGGGACUGUGCGGGGGGAUUUAUACUAACGUUACUAUCUGUACUUACUGGUGGCACAGACGCUGUUUCUUCCUUUCCUACACUGAAAUUACCCUUGCCUAACGAUUGCGUCUGAAGCUGGGCUUGCAGGCGAUCGUUCUCCUGUAUAUUAUGAGUACAGCGACUGCAAUUAGAAGACAUCAUGUUAAUGUUACUACUUAGCUUCGGCUGUUGAAGGUGUUGACGAACCAUGUCCAGAUAAAGUGUCCGGAGUGAAAAAGUUGAAUGAGGGAAAAAAGUUGCGAUGGAAAAACUAAAAAUAUAAACGGUAAUUAAAAACAAAAACAAAACAAAAAACGUAAAGUUGUCAGCUAGCAAAGUAAAGUAAAGUUGGCAGCAAAACGCACAGCAACAAAACGCACAGCAACACGUCUGCAGAUUCAACAGCAUGUCAUUACAUGCAUGUUACACAUGCAUGUGGAACAUGUCAUUACACCUUUAACUGUUUACAAUACAUGAAAAAUGACACUGACUUGUCACUUGACAUUCAGUGACAUAAGAUGCCUUUACAUCUUUUGACAUUUGUUAUGUCAUGUUUAUGACCAUAAUAUGACACUGUUAUGACGUACAGUUCAAAUAUAGUGUUACCAAGGUACAUUCUGUGUUCACCUAUAUAACUUGUUUCCUGAAGAUGACAACAUAAUAUGUAUAUAUUGUUUUUGUUUUUUUCAUGAGAAGUUGAAUGCCAAGUUUUAUUUUUUAUCAAAAUGUAAAUUGAAUCUGACUUUUACUCAAAGGAAUAUGUUCAUAAUGUUUUUGUUUUAUUUAUGACAGAUUUGUAUGUGUGUAGUUUACCAAAUAAACUGUAAACUGUAGUUUAUACUGUAUGUUGAGGUUGGAAUUCAAACAUUUGAUUUUAGACCAAUGACAGCAUUAAGAGAUGAAAACGAUUGGACCGUAGCAGCAACAUUGUAUCGACUCUACUUAUUUGAAAGUAAUGACAUCAUCCUGUGUGACGCAUUGGGAAACAACGUUCAACGGAAGGAAAUCACAGAAGAUUGCGCAGAGUUGAGGACGUAGGCUAGCAAUCGCUUGUACAGCACUACAACAAAAUAAUUUAGUUAAAAUAUUUAGUAUUGUCAAAAGUUGGUACUCAAAUUGUAUCUACACUGAGAGUCCAACCUGGAAGGACAGGAAAGUAACGUGUACCGUUCCAGGAAGAAAACCACUAAAGAGAUUGAGUGCAAUAUUGUGCCGAAAUCAGAACAUUAUGGGAGCUGUCUUUGGCGCCUUUUCUGUCGCAAGCUGGGUGCCAUGUCUAUGUAGCAGUGCGACAUGCUUGCUGUGCAGAUGCUGUCCCCAGAGCAAGAACUCCACGGUGACGCGAGUCAUCUACGCCUUCAUCCUGUUGCUAGGGACCAUUAUAGCCUGCAUCAUGCUGUCACCGGGAGUGGACGAGCAGCUAAAAAAGAUUCCUGGGUUCUGUGAAGACGGAGCAGGCUCUUCUAUCCCAGGAAUCCAUGCCAACAUGAACUGUGAGAUCUUUGUGGGCUAUAAAGCCGUGUACCGGGUGUGCUUCGGCAUGAGCAUGUGUUUCCUGGUGUUCGCUCUGAUUAUGAUCAACGUCAAGAACAGCCGAGACCCACGCUCUGCCAUCCACAACGGGUUUUGGUUCUUUAAGAUUGCCACCAUGGUUGCAGUGACAGUCGGUGCCUUUUAUAUCCCUGAGGGGCCUUUCACUCACCUGUGGUUCGUGGUGGGUAUCUGUGGGGCGUUCUGCUUCAUCCUGAUCCAGCUGGUCCUGCUGGUGGAUUUUGCCCACUCCUGGAAUGAGUCCUGGGUGGAUAACAUGGAGAGCGGGAACUCCAGGGGCUGGUAUGCUGCCUUGCUCGCUGUAACUGGACUCAACUACAUCAUGUCCUUUAUCGCCGUUGUCCUGAUGUACCUGUUCUACACUCAGUCAAAGGGCUGUCUGCUCAACAAAUUCUUCAUCAGUUUCAACAUGAUUCUCUGUGCUGUAGCCUCUGUCGUGUCCAUACUGCCCAGAGUACAGAAAUUCCAGCCCCAAUCCGGUCUACUCCAGUCCUCCUUCAUGACUAUGUACACCAUGUAUCUGACCUGGUCGGCCAUGACCAACGAGCCUGACCGUACAUGUAACCCCAGCCUGCUGAGCAUCUUCCAGCAGACACUGGUGCCCACGCUGACCCCACUGGAGAUCGAGAACCAGACGACUGUGGUGAUCAUUGGCACCGAAGAGCCCAUCCUCUCCUCCCCCUAUCUGCAGUGGUGGGACGCCCAGAGCAUUGUGGGAUUGGCCAUCUUCAUCCUCUGCAUCCUCUACUCCAGCAUCCGCUCGUCCAACACCAGCCAGGUGAACAAGUUAACCAUGGCCUCUAACGACACAGUGAUCCUGGAGGAGAGUAAAGCAGGCACCCCGGACGAGGAGGGAGGGACGGGGAGCAAGGGUCCCAGGCGGGUGGAGGAUAACGAGAGGGACACGGUCCAGUACAGCUAUUUCUUCUUCCACUUCAUGCUCUUCCUGGCUUCGCUCUACAUCAUGAUGACUCUCACCAACUGGUACAGUCCUGAUGCAGACUACAAUGCCAUGACCAGCAAGUGGCCGGCGGUUUGGGUGAAGAUCUCCUCCAGUUGGGUGUGCCUUACCCUCUAUACCUGGACCCUGGUCGCCCCAAUGAUACUCACCAACCGGGACUUUAGCUGAAAACGGUUCCACCAACGCAGUAUUUUCUUUUCACUUUCCUUAUUGUUAUUCCUGAUUUAGUAAAAAAAAAAACUGUGCGUUUUACAUAGACAUUGACCACAUUGCCUACAUUUCAAAUGAUUGCCUGUCAAAAUGAACUGUUUUGUUUUGUGUAUUAGAUGUUGAUGGUUUCGCAUAACAAAUCUCUUUAGUUAGCCUUUUAGAUGCAUUAGAAGAAAUAUUCACAUAUGAACCUGGUGUUAAAUCGCUAACCUUGUUGGUACAUUUGAAGGUUUACACAUGUGUUUUUUAGUCCAUUUUGUGCAAUUAGGGACCAAAUCAUGUAUUGAUGGUUGACCUUUAUGUCAAAGGAACAUUUUAUUUUUUUAUUUUUUUGUACAUUCUCUCAAUGUAAAUUCAUCUUUGACUGACUGACAUUACAAACCAAAUAUAAGAAUGUAAGAUCCUUUAUCUCUUGAGUAAAUAUAAACGGAGUAUACCAAACAUUAGGAACACCUUCCUAAUACUGAGUUGGAUCCCCCCUUUUGGACUCAGAACAGCCUCAAUUUGUUGGGGAAUGGACUCUACAAGGUGUCGAAAGCGUUGUGUUGUGACAAGGUAGGGGUGGUCGACAGAAGAUAGCCAUAUUUGGUAAAAGACCAAGUCCAUAUUUUGGCAAGAACAGCUGAAAUGAGCAAAGAGAAAUGACAGUCCAUCAUUACUUUAAGACAUAAAAGUCAGUCAAUCAAAAAAUGUCAAGAACUUUGCAGUCGCAAAAACUAUCAAGCACUAUGAUGACACUGGCUCUCAUGGGGACCGCCACAGGGAAGGAAGACCCAGAGUUACCUCUGCUGCAGAGGACAAGUUCAUUGGAGUUACCAGCCUCAGAAAUGGGCAAUUAACUGCACCUAAGAUUGCAGCCCAAAUAAAUUAUUCACAGAGUUCAAGUAACAGACACAAAUCAACAUUAAGUGUUCAGAGGAGACUGCGUGAAUCAGGCCUUCAUGGUUGAAUUGCUGCAAAGAAACCACUACUAAAGGACAGUAAUAAUAAGAAGAGACUUGCUUGGUCCAAGAAACAUGAGCAAUCGACAUUUGACGGGUGGAAAUCUGUCCUUUGGUCUGAUGAGUCCAAAUUUUAGAUUUUUGGUUCCAACCGACUGGUGCUGUAUAUUUAGCACUUCUAAUUACAAAAAUAUCGACUAUGUCAGAUUAAUUGCUUCAUAUCAGUUGAAUUAUUUGUUUCAAAGCAUUGAUUCUGUCAUGACUGUCCACAAGAAUCCAAAUAGGUCAGAUCAGGUUUGCAAUGAAUAACUUAAAUCAGACCCCCUCUCACCCGCUGUGAGUGGUAAGGAAAGAACUAGGGUGGGUUAACAACUCAUGACCUGUUGUUAAUCAAGAUUCAGGUCCCUCUCCAAAUUUACCAAAGGAAUGUGCCUUUUUUUUAAAAGAGACUUUUCCAGAGGAAACUAACACGUUCAAAAAUCAAAUACUGGAACAAUAUUUCUAACAUAUAACUUGGGGAAUGUUCACUUUUUUAUUUUGUGAUGUCAUUAAAAUUGUUAUAAAGGAAAUACUGUAACUUGGAAAGUAUACCCACUGCGUAUAUGACGUGUCCAUCCUAUGCGUUGUGCAUGUAAUAUGAAAAAUUAUGAAAGUAUUUUUGUUAAGAGAGGGAUUUGAUUUUUAGGAGCCAUUAGAGAUCAUUGUUUUACAUAAACUUUGCACAGUGACAAGUCAUGCAUUCAUAAGUUAGGCUCAGGUUUUGCAGACUAGGAGGUUGUGACUGUUCAGAAUGAUAUGAUACGAGGUUAUGAUUAAUAAGUUGACUGUUUAUAGAUGUGAUAGGUAAAGACCUCGGGUAACAAUUAAACAUAGUUAGUUAGAUAAAUUAGAUUAGAUAAAUAAGUCUUCCGAUUAAUGUUAAAGUCAAGUCACGACAAUUCCCUUUACUGUUAUAUUUAAGUCGCUUAGUAUGAGAUUAGGUGACAUGAUGUUCAGUAAUUGUUUUGCUUCCACUUAUAUCCUCAGUUCCGUAUUACAGACGCUUAUUUAGUUAUAGCCAACGCUGUUUAGUAGUAAUUGAGUUUGCAUAGGUUUAUCCUAACAUGAUUUAAUAGUGGAUUAAGCUGCCAUCCCCCUUCCAAUGCCUUACGUACUGUAUCUGUAAAUUGUGUAUUAUGAAUCUUUGAAUUGAGAGCAACAUGAAAGUGUAGCUAUCAGUGUUUGUGGAUUGCUUUCCAAAAACAUCUAUUUCAACAAUCUACUUCAAGUGUUUAUGCUUCUGCCAAGUAUUUGUGUAAUCUUUGUCAUGUUUGUUUAGUGUCUUGGAAAUUGAUGAAUGUAAAUGACAAUCAAAAGGCUGAAGGCAUGCUUUCUGAAGGAACUGAAGCAUAUUUAGCAUGUUGCUAUCGUGAGUGAAAAUUAAAGGUAUCUACAACCAAAACCCCUACAUAAAAUGCAGGCCUUUUAUACUGUAAGCCCAUCUACUUCUGUUUAUUAAAUGUAUGGUUUGCAUUUAGGCCUAUGGUUCAGUUCCAAAUAGAUUUUGUGUUAUAUGCACACACCACAAAUUGUUACCCUAUAUUUGGUGAAUAUGACAUAAUUAUGACCACAAAUACGAAAUAUGCUGAUGCACCUGAUUGGAACAUGAUGGUUUAUAGGUUAACAUUGCCAUUGUGAUAUUAAUGAAAAUGUAUUUUUUAUUAUUUUUUCAUUCAAACUGUAGUUGUGAUGAGGGUUUGCUUGUGGAACAUGCUUCAUUUCCCAUUUGAACUGCAACUCUUUAAAAAUUAUUGUAUGCUAUGUAGGAUAA
Messenger RNA from Salvelinus fontinalis (brook trout), 7035 nucleotides. Its product is annotated as serine incorporator 1-like. The record is from RefSeq and is a predicted model, not a curated record. The transcript has 10 exons. NCBI's taxonomy places the organism in Eukaryota, Metazoa, Chordata, Actinopteri, Salmoniformes, Salmonidae. Gene Ontology annotation, cellular component: membrane. Bases 2791 to 4242 code for a protein of 483 amino acids.